Saccharomyces eubayanus is the source of this 606-nucleotide messenger RNA. RefSeq names its product Brr6p (gene BRR6). The record is from RefSeq and is a predicted model, not a curated record. Gene Ontology annotation, cellular component: nuclear envelope; nuclear membrane. Lineage: Eukaryota; Fungi; Ascomycota; Saccharomycetes; Saccharomycetales; Saccharomycetaceae. Gene Ontology annotation, biological process: nuclear envelope organization; lipid homeostasis. Bases 1 to 606 code for a protein of 201 amino acids. The transcript has a single exon.
AUGCUCACGAUGGAACUUAGAGGUACUUCAAGAGAACCGAGUCAUGCCAUUGCCAAUCGAAGACCAGAAAAUGGCGUGAUGAAAGGUGAAAUACGGCCUCAACAGGAUAUUACAUCACUUAGACAAAGCAUCUGGCUGAACCCAAGUUUAAUCGCGGAUUACAUACAGAUACUUUUCAAUUUCAUUAUAGGACUAAUAAUAUUGACCCUUGUUAUUAAGUUUAUAUUAAUGGUUAGAAACGAUGUUAAUUUGAAACUGGAACACGAUGUUAGAGAAGCGUUGGACAAGAUUGCUACUUGUAAAUCCAACUAUAUUAGAAACCAGUGCGACCCGCCUAUGAGGGUCCCCGCAUUAGAGGUACGUUGCAAUGAGUGGGCCGAAUGCAUGAACCAUGAAGUAGUACCUGGUUCCGACCAUCAGUGGGCCAAAGCAUGGGCUCAUACGUUGGCUGGAGUGAUAAAUGCAUUCUUUGAGGCCUUCAGUUUGCGAUCUUUCCUUUUCAUUUUAAUCAGCAUCAUAGGUAUAAUAUUUGUGGCCAAUACAAGUUUUGGGUCGUACAGAGUCUAUUUCAAUCAUAAAGAUACAAAACCUGUUCACAUUGCAUAG